Closterium sp. Yama58-4 is the source of this 1794-nucleotide messenger RNA. NCBI's taxonomy places the organism in Eukaryota, Viridiplantae, Streptophyta, Zygnematophyceae, Desmidiales, Closteriaceae. The record is from the annotation of a GenBank genome assembly.
AUGACGAUUACAGUACAGACUCGAGCACAGGCCAAGGCACAACGUGCCGAAGCUGAGCGCCUAGCCGCCGAGGCUGCAGCGGAGGCUCGGGCGCGCGAGUGGGAAGGUUCGGCGGUGCGGGUGGCUCGGGCUGCUGUGGUGGAGAGGAGUCAACUGGUGGGGGUGCUGGAAGGAGAGAGACGGGAGGCUGAAGCGAGGAUGAGAGAAGCAGCAGCGCAGCACAGGAAGAAGGCAGAGGAGCUGAGAGAACGUGUGAGGAGAGGAUUCGAGGCGGUGACAGCAGAGAGCCAAUCACACGCCGCCACACGCAAGGAGCGGGCGGCGCGGGAGGCGCACUACGAGACGGAGGCGGCAAGUGGCAUGGCUGCACUGGCUUCCGCCCAGAGAGCUCUGGAGGAGAAGGUCGAGCUGCUGGCCGCUGAUUGGGCGACAGUGCAGCGGCUGACAGAGGAGAAUGAGCACCUGGAGCAGCAGAGAAGGAAGGAGAUUGCUUUGCUGCGUCAGCAACUAGAGGACGCUGAGUCAGCAGCCGCCCGGCAGCAGGCAGAAUCUGAGGUGGAAUCAAACCUCCUUUCGAGGUUACAACAGUUAACGGAGAGGCUUAUACUGAAGCAACAGCAAGUAGAGUCCCUACAGAUCGAAAAGUCAACCCUCUCCCUCCGCAUCGAGACAGAAUCCGCCGGCCUGCAAAAGGACAAACACCGCCUGUCCACCUUCCUCAGAAGCGGACGAAACCCCGCGUCGGCAGCUGUCACUGCGCGAUUCCUCGCCAGCACGCCGGGCCCACUAGCUGCUGACCUGGCAGCUGCUGCGUCAGCAGCGGAAGCAAGGGCCUUAGAGGAGGGAGGGGAGGAGGUAAUAGAGGGGGACCCGGGGUUUUCAAGAGAGGCCAUUUUGAACCGGUCAAGAAAAUUGACUUUGGCCCAGAGGGAUUUUGGGCUGGGGCCGUCGGGGAAUGCGAUUGUGGUGGGAGUGGUGGACACGGUUUUGGGAUUUGAUUCGCUUUUUCUGGGGAGUGCGGGCGGUGUGUUGCGGACCAAUGUGGUUGCGAGGACGAGUUUGUGGGUGUAUUUGGUGGUGUUGCAUUUGUGGGUGGCGUUUGUGUGGCUCAUGCAUUUCCCGCUGCGUCGAUUUGCAUGCGCCACCCACGCACCGCCUAGCAAAUUCCUCUCUAUUCUAAUCCUCGCUCUCGUUACAGUUGCAGCCAUGUCCUCCCCGUUACUCGCCGCAAACGUCUACAUUUCCCUCGCGCGCUGCGCCUCGCUCCUCCAAUCGCUCGCCUCCUCUCUCGCCGCCUCCCGCGCGCCAACCAGAAUCCUCCACGUGUUCGAAGACGAGCCGUACGCGCGAACGGGUGUGACAUUAGCGGGGCCGCCUCCGGAUCUUGAACGGACGGUGAUCCAGCUUUCGGGCCGUGCGAUCGAGACCGUUGAUCUGAGUCGCCACGUCGGCAGCCACCCGUGCAUCGGCGCGGUGGACCACGUGGCACUCCGGCCACUGCUGCGUGCUGAGCUGGCAGACGCUGCCAUGUCAGCGAGAAACAUCGGGCGGAAUCUGGGACAGCAUCACGGGGGUCUAUUGGAGCUUGAAUCGCAGGCAGCAGCAGUGAAAGGGGCUUUGAAGCUUGAUGCAGCGGCAGCAGCAUUGCAAGUGCGGAGAGCAGUGGAGGAAGGGGUAGAGAGGGAGGGGGGGUUGCAAGGGGCGACGGUGCUGGAGGGGUAUUCACCAGGGCUGACGAGACAGCAGGCAUUGGAGAUGUAUUUUGACAUGGAGGCAAGAAAGGUGUGGGUAUGA